AUGGAACCGGUAGGACUGGCUGUCGGCGUCGUGGGCCUAGCCGGCCUCUUCAGCUCUUGCUUGGAAGCUGUUGAAAAGUUCGACUCGUACAAAAACUUUGGCCGCGAUUCACGUUCUCUAGCCACUCUGUUCGACGCCGACAAGCACCGCUUCGAGCAGUGGUGUCGCGCUGUCGGCAUCGAGAAAGGGAAGUUAUCCGACACGCACCACCCCGCUCUCGAUGAUGCGAAAAACAUGGCGAUAAUUCACAAACUCUUUGCCAGCAUCCGAGACUUUUGCAGCGGCGAAGAUGACGCCCUCAACCAGCAGCCCACCCCAGCAGACAGCAAAAUCUCAAAAGACGGUUUUCUCUCCACACGGCAAGGCCAGCUUCGCCAUGGCGCGCUUGUGGACUCGAAGUGGCGGAAGGCCGCUUGGGCACUAACCGGGAAAACAAAGCGCGCAGGCCACGUUCAGAUGUUUGCGACCCUGGUGCAGUAUCUGUACAGUGUGGUUCCUCCAGACGACACAAAGGGUACACCAUCAGGACAUGGAGCACCCGAAACAAAACGGGACCUGCGCGCUUGGCUUGGUUGCCCGUCCCCGAACGAUCUAUACGACGACUCCAUCCAGAAGCGGCUGGACGGCACAUGUGAGUGGAUACUGGCGCGGACAGAGUUUCGCCAGUGGCUUUCGCCCGAUGCUCCACCUGGUGCUUCGAAGCUGCUGUGGAUCAACGGCCCGGCGGGGUAUGGUAAGACGAUCCUUUGUGCCAAACUAGUCGAAGUUAUUUCAUCCACGCCUCAGACACCCACCGCGCAUUUCUUUUUAUCAUCCAAGUCCGAGGGCCGUGACGACCCAUUCUUAGCGAUACGGUCGUGGCUAGCAGCGAUAACAUUUCAAAACCAGGCUGCUUUGAAUGUGGUCCGGAAGAGACGCUUGGCACAGCAUGAACAGGCCGCAACGCGAGCAACCAUCAUCCGACUCUUCCGUGAGGUUGUCCAGACCGUUCCGUGCUGUACGUUCAUCUUGGAUGGGCUGGAUGAAUGCACUUGGGUGGGGGGAGGCCACAGCGGCAGCCACUCUGUGGCCCGCUUUCUUGAAGAGCUUAGGCAAGCGAUUGACGACACCACUGCUCGGGUUUUGGUGGUCAGCCGUAACGAGCCUGAAAUCCGGCAGGGGCUCAAGCGAUACUCGGGAUUCAGCGAAUACACGAUAUCACUGGAAGACGUAUCUGCUGACAACAUUGCCUACUCAAGAAGUAUCGUCGACAACAAGCUGUCCAACAAGGACGAAUCAAUAAGACUCAGCAUCUCCCAGAGAAUGGCCGAUCGCUGUCACGGCCAGUUCCAGUGGCUGAGAAUGCAAGAAGACUUCUUGAGGAAAUGGAGAAACCAGAAGCAGCUUGAAAGGGACAUCGACGAGACCCCAGCCGGGCUUGACCGUCUUUACGACCGCAACUGGGAACGAAUUGAGAGAUUGCAAGAUGUAAAAAGAACAAAGGCCUUCUCGUUGCUGUGA
This is a messenger RNA of Colletotrichum spaethianum, 1500 nucleotides long. RefSeq names its product vegetative incompatibility protein HET-E-1. The transcript is spliced from 2 exons. Lineage: Eukaryota; Fungi; Ascomycota; Sordariomycetes; Glomerellales; Glomerellaceae. The record is from RefSeq and is a predicted model, not a curated record. Bases 1 to 1500 code for a protein of 499 amino acids.